This is a messenger RNA of Planococcus citri (citrus mealybug), 3494 nucleotides long. Its product is annotated as enhancer of split mgamma protein-like. The transcript has 7 exons. Gene Ontology annotation, biological process: anterior/posterior pattern specification; regulation of neurogenesis; regulation of transcription by RNA polymerase II. The record is from RefSeq and is a predicted model, not a curated record. The coding region runs from base 249 to 929 and encodes 226 amino acids. NCBI's taxonomy places the organism in Eukaryota, Metazoa, Arthropoda, Insecta, Hemiptera, Pseudococcidae. Gene Ontology annotation, cellular component: nucleus. Gene Ontology annotation, molecular function: DNA-binding transcription factor activity, RNA polymerase II-specific; protein dimerization activity; RNA polymerase II cis-regulatory region sequence-specific DNA binding.
AACGAAUAACGAAUACUCACAAACAUCGCAGUCAGUGUCGGCAUUCGCUGCAUCGCAUCACAUCGCAUCGUAUCGCAUCAUACAUUGCGAUCCGCAAUCGCAAUAAUAAUCGCUAUAAUUUAGUGUCGGCGGUAAUUUCGUUCAAUUUGCUUUUUCAGGCUCGCAGAAUUUGUCAAUUUUUAAAUACGUAUACGUAAUUAAUCGUUUUCAUAAAUACAGUGAUUCAUUUUCGCGCGCUCGAGUUCGUUAUGUUACGUUAUCAUUCGAAUAAUCGCAACGUCUACCUCAACAAUGAUCACCAUUUGUCGUCAAUUUCACGCACUGCACGAUACAAAAAGUUUACAAAACCCUUACUGGAACGCAAAAGGAGAGCUAGAAUGAAUCGAUGUGUAGACGAGCUUAAACUGCUGUUUGGAAGCCUCGAGACAGAAGGAGAAAACAUAAAUAAAUUGGAAAAAGCUGACGUCUUGGAAAUGACAGUCAGAUACAUCAAACGUAUUUCUACGAUGAAAGACCCGAUUCAAGAAGCUCACAGAUUUCACGCUGGUUUCAGCGAAUGUGCGAGCGAAGCGUGCAAAUUUCUAUGCUCUCUGCCCAAUUUGAAUUCGACAGUAAGCAGCCGACUCGUAGAACACCUGAAACAAUGCCUCGCCAACCCACGACCACUCGAAACGAAUUUUCUAACAUGUGCGACCAAAUUGGAAUCGACUGCGACUCGGCCAGAAAGACCCAAUUCUGCUGACAGUGCAUCGCCAUCGCCAUCGCCAUCGCCACCAACCAAACCGAAUCGCAACUCGAGAUCAUCGCCUGUAUCGCCUGUAUUGGCUGUAUUCAAAUCUUACAGGUACGAAGAUGAGCUCGGUCGAAAUGCACACGCUAGUCGUUCGGUAGACGAGCAAAAAAAUAACUCCAUGUGGAGGCCGUGGUGAGAUUGGUGAGAAAAUUUUCGACCAGAAAUCGACUUUCACCGCUAACGCCAAGCUGAUAUUUUUAUUGAUCUCUCAAUUUCGCAACUCGAUAAGUCAUUUUUGUUUUUCUUUUUUAUGUUAAUUGUAUAAAUAAGCGACUGCCUAUGUGCAACAUCGGGUCUUAAUAUUUUAAGAAGAUAUUUUUCACGGCUGUGCAGAAUGAAAAUUCAAAACAAUGUUUUCAAAGUCUAAAGGGAACGGAGGUAACGAACGAUUUAUCCUCCAGAUUUACACGAUCAAAAUAUACCCAGAUGGAAGAAAAAAAUGAAAUUAUUAAAUUUCUUAGGAAAAACGUUGUUAGCCGAAGCACAUUUGCGCUAAUGAGUAAUUUGAUGUACAGUGCAUAGACAUAUAGGUAUGGUACAUUCAUAGGUACCGACACAGAUUUAUUGUCUUAAACUAAGUUAGCAUUUUAGAUUUGAAAUAUGUGAUUUUUGAAAACUGGUUACGCCCAUUAUCGUUUACUUCUACUUUCGUUUUUUGUGUACUUAACUACUUAAGUUAUAGUAACAUCUGUCUACUUACUCGAAAAUAAAUUGAAAUGAAAAAAUAUUAGGUUUGUUCGUUUUUAACCAGGUUUCUUACCCGGGUAAGGUUAAAUCCAGAGACCUGUUAUAGGUCUUUGGUUAAAUCAGGGGUAAAAAGUGGAGAGCGGAGUAAGGAGAGUAAGGAAAGUGUAGACCCGGUUAGACUGAGUAAUAAAAACGAACAAACCUAUUAAAAAAUAUACACGCGCGUGAAGUUACUCAAAAACUUGAAAAAAAAAAACAACGAACAACCUGAAAAGAAAUUGUACAUAUGUAAAUAUUUCGUAAGUGAUUCAUGAUUGAAUUCAGAUAACGCAUUCAUCGAUAAAGGUGUUAUCUGAAUUCAAUCAUGAAUCACUCACGAAACACAGGACGCGAUAAUACGUUACGUUACGUUAUGUUUAAUGUUGUUAACGCGACCGCCACACCACCCCACCACCUAACACCCACGCACGCACGCGACAAGAUUAGAAAAAAUCAAAAAAAACACCGAAACACGAACCACACAGGGAGCAGCACCGGACAGGGUAGCGACUAGCGAGCAGGGAUUUCCAGCCAGCCAAUAGCUAAAAGCCAAAAGCCAAUAGCUAAUGCAAGCUAAUGGUAUUUAAGCCAAUAGCCAAAAGCUGGCUUAAUGAAAAAUUGCCAGCCAAUAGCUAAUAGCCAAAAGCUAAUAAACUUGGGAGUGAUUUUCAAAUUUUUCAAUUUUUUAAAAUUUUUUUCUCAGAUUUUAUUUUUUUUUCACUCGUGACUCACGUCUUACACUCACUGACACCACAGAAAAUAAAUGAAAAUUGUCCUUUUAAUAAUCGUCUACACGUCAUAACGAGUAUUUUGAGGGGUCACAUGUAUUUUUGUUUUCAUAAGCCAAAAGCCAGCCAAUCGCCAGCCAAUGAAAUUUUGCCAGCCAAUAGCCAGCUUUAUUUAAGCUAAUGAAAAUCAAGCUAAAAGCUGAUAGCCAAAAGCUAAUCGAUGAUUGGCUGGAAAUCCCUGCUAGCGAGGCACGCGCCAAUAAUUAAUAAACAAUACUAUUUAAUAUUAUACCAACAAUUGAAUAGGCUAGAAGAAAGAAUGAACAUUGGAAUGGAAAUUCGCAAAUUUGUUCAACGACUUCGCUCCGCACAUCCAACCUACGACCUCAACUACAUUCCUACUUAUUCGUAAUGUUAAUACAAAUAUACGUUUACAUACCAUAUUCGAAGAAAUAGUUGAAAACAUAAUGGAAGGCGGCUGGAACACAAAACAUACGCGGCAUAAUCAUUAAUCACUACAGCCUAUUCUUGACCAGUGACAGGAUCAUUAAUUACCUAUUGCGAGUUAACGACCAAAGCAGGACAAAUUGCCUUCUUUACUCCAGCGGUCGUCUAGAAUUUCUUGGUGACUUCAAAUUCGUCGAAGUGAGCCAAUGCGUAAGUUCAGUUUCAGUACGAUAGGUAUAUUUCAGACGAAAAAAUGAAACUAAAACUAAUAAUCUUUUGCAUAGUGAUGUUGAGUGUGUGUUUUUUUACCUCAACUUUGGCUUACCAUUCCGCUCGAGAUCAACGGACUUUCCUCUCCUUGCUGAAUCGAAUUAAUCGAUUUUCCAAUUGCGGAUUACGAUCUUGUCCACCUUGGAAAUGCCAAGAUGAUUCUGCGGUGAUUCAUGGUUAUUGUUGUCAAUGUCCUGGAUUCGAAUACGAUAAUGUUCCGGUACCGUGUUACCCGGAUUUAAAAUGUCCAGUUUCAUCCGAGCCUCUAUGUUCGGAUUAUAAUUUUAUGAUGAACUGUUGUUGCACGGGAUCUUAGGCUAGUGAAAAGAACGAUUUUCAACAAAAUAUGUAUUUUUAAAUAAAUAUAAAUCAAACAACACUAUACCGAAGUACAUAUUAAAAUGGAAAUGGUGGAGAAACGGAAGACACGCAUUUUCUGUAUUGGCGCGUACAUUUACAUAAUUAUAAGCACAUACUAAUACUAUAUGUAAACUGAUCCUAGCAUUAUGGAAUAAAAAAUAUCCAAUGUA